AAAUUUUCAAAAAUACAAUUUAUAUUUAACAUUGAAAAAUAUGCUAUUUUACUUUAAUUUAUUUUUCUUCAAAAUUAUUGGAUUAGUGCCUUGGAAUACAGAUAUUUAUCAAAUUUUCAGUAACAAAAUUCAUAAUUAUCAAAUUUAUCCAUUUGAAGUUUCAAAAUGCGGACUUAUUUACAAUGUUUUAUUAAUGAUUACUAUGUUUACAUACACGGCAGUUGGAUUAAUGUUAGAACUAUGGGAGCAACAUUUCAUAGACUCAGUUAUAGUGAAGACGAUUGACAAAAUACUUAAGUUAUGUGGGAUAAUUUUGAUCCUGACCGUGUGGUUCAUUUAUAUUUUACAACAAAAAACAAUCGUGGAUAUUCUUAAUAAAUUGUAUCAGAUAAAUAAUGGUUUGAAGAAUUGCAAAAAAUACAAAUUUGAUACUAAUUAUUAUAUAUAUUUUAUAAGUUUUGGUAACAUCAUUAUGUGCUUCAGUGUAAUAUUACUUGAGUUUUUUAUCGAUUCAAUAAUCACAUUUUUAUUAUGGGCUACACCUUUUAUUGUCGGAAGUUCUGUUCUAAUACAAUACACAUUAUUAAUAAAUAUUAUUCUUCAAAUUUUCAAAAGUAUUAAUAAAACAAUUCUCAAACUUGGUAAUGUGAGAACAGAGAAUGAAAUAAGAACAUUAUUUUUCACAAAGGUUUUAAUUGGAGAAUAUAUUGUCAGAGAUAUUAAUAUUCUUCAUUAUUCACACAUAAAAUUAAGUGAAAUUUGCAGUGACGUUUCAGAUUUUUAUGCAUUUCCAACGUUAUUGACUAUAAUUUAUUUCAUUACAACGGCAACCUAUAAUUUACAUUUCAUGAUAGAAUCAUUAAUUACGAACAGUGAUCAAGUUUUGUUGGCGCUUUAUUCAGUCUGCAGCGUAUGGUUUUUGGCAGUAUUUGUCGACUUUGCAGUUCUGACUACAAGUGUAACCAGAAUCACACGUGAAUUUAAUCAAACUUCGCAUUGCAUUAUUCUAUUUUCUAAUCAAUGCAAAAUGGAGUCAAUUACUAAAAAUGCGCUAGAUGAAUUUUUAAACAGCCUAUUGCACCUUAAUCUGGAAUUUACUACUUAUGGAGUGAUCGACCUCAAUGGUUUCCUUUUACAAACUAUUGUUGGCACAAUAGUAACUUAUCUCAUUAUCCUUAGUCAAUUUCGUUCGUAAUAGUAAAUUACAAAAAUUUGGAAAAUUCAAAAGUGCUCACCUUUAACGCCCAUGUAGUGUAUCAAUAAGAAAUUUUGGGAAACCUUGUCGCUAUAUUUCCCUGCAUAUAUAAUUCAAAAUAACUCAUUAUCUGAGAAUUAAUUAUAUGAUGAAAAAAGAAGAAGAAAAAAAAGGUCAAAUUUGGUUUUUUCAACUCAGCCUGUUCUGGAAAGCAAUUGCUUCCGUUUAUUCAAAAACUGACAAAUGAAGAAGCUUGACAGUUUUUCGAAAAUAUAAGUUGAUAGUUACUUUUGUUUUUUAACUUCCCGCUAAGAAAAUUGAACAUUUUUUUUUUUUAAAGUUUUCUAUUAUUAGAGAGUAAUAAUACAUUUUACUUCGAUAACAACCUAUUAAUAAUGACAUAGAAAAUUAUCAGCUAGAAAUAUCUUUGUGAAUGAAUCAAUAAAAUUAAAAAUGCAACCAAUAUCGUGAUUAAUUAUAAUAAUUGAAUAAUCAACAUUAGCAAUGACAUGCAUAUAAUCUGAUUGAAUCUCUUUACUCAUGCAAGCCAGUCAGGAUCAGUUUUUCACUUGUAAACACGUAAUGUAAUGUCCGUUCUGGUUUCUGUACAUGUAAUAUCAUCAUGCAGCAAAAGCUAUUUUUUGAACGUAAAAAUGUGCAAAAAUACGACUUAUUAUAUCUAUCACUAAAAAAUAUUAUAUUUUACUGUAAUUUAGUGUUUUUCAAAGUUAUUGGAUUGGUGCCGUGGAAAACAGAUGUUUUUAAAAUUUUUAAUAACAAAAUUCAUAAUUAUCAAAUAUAUCCAUUUGAAGUCUCAAAAUUCGGAGCUAUGUACAAUGUUUUUUUGAUAAUUAUUAUGUUUAUAUACAUGUCAAUUGGAAUAAUAUCAGGACAAUUGGACCAAGAUUAUAUAGACUCAAUUAUAGUGAAAACGAUUGAUAAAACUCUCAAGUUAUACGGAACCAUUUUGAUGCUUAUCGUGUGGUUCAUUUAUAUUUUACAACAAAAAACAAU
This is a messenger RNA of Microplitis demolitor, 2209 nucleotides long. Its product is annotated as gustatory and pheromone receptor 32a. Bases 41 to 1195 code for a protein of 384 amino acids. The record is from RefSeq and is a predicted model, not a curated record. The transcript is spliced from 4 exons. Lineage: Eukaryota; Metazoa; Arthropoda; Insecta; Hymenoptera; Braconidae. Gene Ontology annotation, cellular component: dendrite; neuronal cell body; axon. Gene Ontology annotation, biological process: sensory perception of taste.